CAACAGGAAACAUAAGAGAGAGAGAGAGAGAGAGAGAGAGAGAGAGAGAGAGAGAGAGAGAGAGAGAGAGAGAGAGAGAGGAAAUGGGAAGGUCUCCUUGUUGUGAUGAGAGUGGACUCAAGAAAGGCCCCUGGACUCCUGAAGAAGAUCAGAAACUUGUCAAAUACAUCCAGAAAAAUGGCCAUGGCAGCUGGAGAGCCCUCCCUAAACUAGCAGGUCUUAACAGAUGCGGGAAGAGUUGCAGAUUGAGGUGGACGAAUUACCUAAGGCCUGAUAUAAAGAGAGGGAAGUUUUCACAAGAGGAAGAGCAAACAAUUCUCAAUCUCCACUCCAUCCUUGGCAACAAGUGGUCUGCAAUUGCCACCCACCUUCCUGGAAGAACAGACAAUGAGAUCAAGAACUUCUGGAACACCCACCUGAAGAAGAAGCUGAUACAUAUGGGUAUCGAUCCGAUGACUCACCGCCCGCGAACCGACAUCUUCUCGAGCCUCCCUCACCUCAUCGCCCUGGCUAACCUCAAAGAGCUCAUUGAAACCCACACAUGGGAAGAACAGGCAAUGAGGCUGCAGACAGAAGCUGCUCAAGUGGCCAAACUUCAAUACCUCCAGUACCUCCUUCAACCUCAACCACCAAAUUCCAUGGCACCAAACAAUCUCCCAAACAACAACAACAUUGAUCAAAUCACUUAUGAUAACCUCUUGAAUUCUCUCUCUUCGAUGAAAGAUGGCCAGAUUCUGAGCGCAUCCCAGUUUGGAAAUCUUGAUCACGAAUCAAUCCCUUUUGCUCAUAUGCCUGAUUUACAAGUUCCUUGCCAGUACCAAACACCUAUGAUGAACAAGGACAUGUUUGGUGAGAACUCUUCACCCACUUCCAUAUGGAAUAUUCCUUCCACCGCUUCUCCGUCUCCUCCGCCGCAACACCAGUUGGGGGCGGUUGUUCCUCCGUUCACGGAGACUUCCAUCAACAAUAACAUGGGGGAUGCUUGUAGUACUUCAAGCUACGAAGGUGGUCCUUCUUCAUUCUGGCCUGAAGUUCUUCUUGACGAUCACCCCUUGUUUCAUGAGAUUGCUUAGUGUACUUAGAUAUUGUGUGUGUUAAAGGUUUGGAUUUGCUCUCUCUCUCUCUCUCUCUCUGUGUUUGUAUACAUACUGUUAUGAUCAUGACAUAAUCCAUCUACAUAUAUAAUAGUUGCACAAUGGAUGAGUUUUUUCUUUUCGAUGAUUGUAUCCAUCUUAUGUACAAAAGAUUAAUAUAUAAUCCAUGUUUCUGAUCUGUUA
This is a messenger RNA of Rhododendron vialii, 1277 nucleotides long. RefSeq names its product transcription factor MYB93-like. The coding region runs from base 84 to 1073 and encodes 329 amino acids. NCBI's taxonomy places the organism in Eukaryota, Viridiplantae, Streptophyta, Magnoliopsida, Ericales, Ericaceae. The record is from RefSeq and is a predicted model, not a curated record. The transcript is spliced from 3 exons.